AUGUUCACCUUUACCAAGCUCGUCGUUGCCAUCUCUGCGCUCACUGGGGCACUUGCCGCCCCUGCAGCCGAGCCGUCCCUCGACAGCCCGGACUUCCAGCUCGGCGGUGACAGCCUCGCCCGUCGCCAGAACUACAACCAGAACUACGUGACUAGCGGCUCUGUCAACUUCUCUCCUGCGAGCAAUGGGUACUCCGUUUCCUUCUCCGGUGCCGGAGACUUUGUAGUCGGCAAGGGCUGGAGCACCGGGACGAACAGGAACAUCACCUUCAGCGGCUCCACCAGCGCCACCGCUGGAACCGUCCUAGUGUCAGUCUAUGGGUGGACGACAAACCCCCUGAUCGAGUACUACAUUCAGGAGUACACCAACAACGGCGCGGGCUCUGCCCAGGGCACCAAGGUCGGCAGCGUGGUUUGCGACGGCGCCACCUACGACAUCUGGAAGCACCAGCAGGUCAACCAGCCGUCCAUCUCCGGCACGGCCACCUUCUGGCAGUACAUCUCGAACCGCCAAUCGGCGCGACCCGGCAGCGGCACCGUCACGACCAAGUGCCACUUUGAUGCGUGGGCCAAGGCGGGCCUCAAACUGGGGUCCAGCAUGAACUACCAGGUCCUUGCGACCGAGGGCUGGGGAAGUGCAGGUGGAAACUCCAAGUACACCAUCUCUGGCCAAGAUGUGGCUUUUUUGUCAGCUUCAACGUUUACCCAACAGCAACCAUCUGUCAUUGACUAUUCACAGCGCGUGGAGCCUAGUAAGGCAUCACAGGUGGGCGUUUGGAACGUCAAGGAAGAAGAUCAGGUGCACGCUGACGCUGCCGAUAUGCGCGGAACUGUACGGCUGGCGAGGCGCCAAACCACGACUCGUACUGCCCGGUGGCCGAUGCUCAGAAAUUCAAAGGCGAAAGACGACAGACCGGUUUCGCGCGUAUAUGCAGCCUCAGGGUCAGGGGAUCCUCCUUAUGGCGAAGACACGGGCCCCGUCUGGAGGACGGCUGCUUCUAAGAUGAUAGAGGGUUGCGCGACCGCCUUCGGCUCGAUUCUCAUCCUAGGAAUCGCAGGCUACUCGUACAAUGCCUACUACAAAUCUCACGUGCUGACCAAGAUGGAGAAUGCCUUCGCAUUGGGAUAUUCCUCUGUUGAGAUAGCCGCUCUGAGCCGUCACGUCAAAUCAGAUGGAUCCCACGCCGAGCUGUUUCAAGCAGAGACCUUCGAAGACAACGACUGGAUCCCGCGCGACGAGCAAGCCAUCAUCGACAAGAUAGUCGACGGGUCCCUCCGUGGUCAAUAUCACCUAAUCACGGGCGAGAAGGGGACAGGCAAAACCUCAAUGCUGCUCAAGGCGAUGGGCAAGAUUGGCGGCGAGGGAGUCGCCAUGUUCGAGGCGCACGGCGACCCCGAGAUCUUCAGGGUGCGCCUGGGCAAGGCGCUCGACUUCGAGUUCCACGAGGACUACGUCGGCAGCCUCUUCAGCUUCAAGGGCCCGCGCGACACGACCGCCCUGCUGGACAUCGAGCGCGCCUUCAACAAGAUGGAGAAGAUCGCGCUGAGGCGCAAGGAGAAGGUCGGGAAGCCGCUGGUCCUGAUCAUCACCGGGGCGCACCUCAUCCGGGACGACGAGGACGGCCAGGACCUGCUGGAGCUGAUCCAGCAGCGCGCCGAGCUCUGGGCGGCGAGCAAUCUGGUGACUGUGGUGUUCAACAGCGAUGACUACUGGACUACGGAGCGGCUGAUGUGGCAGGCGACUCGUCUCCGGGUGACGCCUGUUCGCGAUAUCCCCAAGAACAUCGCCAUCGAGUCCCUGAGAGAGUUCCGCAAGACUUUUCGCGGGGAGGACGUCCCGACGAGUAUCCUGGAGCAGGUCUAUAGCAAGAUCGGCGGCCGGCUCAGCUUCCUCACCCGCGCGGCAAAAUCUCCAGACAUGAUCACUACUUGCAACACCAUCUGCGAAAAGGAGAAGCGCUGGCUGUUGAACAAGUGCUGGAUUCUGGGGGCUGACAUGGACCCCGGCGCUGAAAAUGAACAGGAUCUCUCUUCAGCUGCCAUGCUUCUCGCAAAAGCACUGAUAGAAAAAGAGGAAGCCAUGAGAGCAGCUGGGACGUACGAUGGGAGGCUGCCUCAGAUUCCAUUGCACAAGGCGAGGGAGUUGAUCACGAAUUCCGAAUGGGUGAAGAUGCCACACCACAACAAUAUCUUCACCAUCGACCCAGAUGGGAUGGUCCAGGCAGAUUCAGUGGCGAUGUACUGGGCCAUGAAGGAGGUGUGCAGCGCCGAAGGCUUCGAUGAGCACCUCCAUGCUACUCUAGAGCGGCUGGAUGAGAUCGAAAGCCUUCAGAGGACAAGGGAGCUGACACUGAAGGAUCUAGUGGACAAUGAGCAGCAGUAUCGCGCCACGAUGGAAGCUACUUCGGAUGGUGGAAAGGCUUGGUCAGUCAAGCUCGUGCCAUCAGGGGCUGGAUGA
Messenger RNA from Diaporthe citri, 2457 nucleotides. RefSeq lists its product as uncharacterized. Gene Ontology annotation, molecular function: hydrolase activity, hydrolyzing O-glycosyl compounds. The transcript has 5 exons. NCBI's taxonomy places the organism in Eukaryota, Fungi, Ascomycota, Sordariomycetes, Diaporthales, Diaporthaceae. Gene Ontology annotation, biological process: carbohydrate metabolic process. The coding region runs from base 1 to 2457 and encodes 818 amino acids. The record is from RefSeq and is a predicted model, not a curated record.